AAUAGGUUCCGAAAUUUGCUUCCGAAAUGGCUUCUAUAAAAUAGUAUGUUGAACUAACUGCUAACUAGAAUGUAUCGAUAGAAGCUUCCGAUUUAGGAAUUUAGUACAUUUAACUUCUUUAUUUGGCAUUUUUUCAAAAUUUUCAUAGUAUAUGAAAAUUGCUCCUAUGGAUUGCUCCUAUAUCACAUUAUUUAUUUACAUAUAUUUCAUAUGCUUUCUGGCUUGGGAAGUGCACGGCGAUUGUCAAAUUUUACAAUAUAUGGUAGAGCAAUCCAAUGGAAUUUUCACCUAUCGCGAUGCGAGCGGAUCUAUCCAGCUGCAGCGCUUGGAAACAGUUCCAUCCGGUGUCACUCUACUCGUGUACUGCAGUCCCUCGGUUUUCAAAGAAACUGUUUGCCAGGACAAUGGACAGUUCUCGGUCCCACUGCCCAUGCGCUGUUUAAGUCCAAUGCAACCGGUGACCAAGCAUAUUCGCGAUGGGGAUUGUGCGGGGAACCUGUAUGCCGUGGGAUAUACCAUAGAUGGCAAGGAUCUGGAGCUGUAUCGCACAUGUUUCGAUUGCGGGCAGGGAAGACUCGUGUACUCGCAGAGCGAUGUCUACUACAAAACGUUUUUUCCGAAGCGGCCAUUUGUGGAGUUUGUGGCGGAUGAGAUGUUCAGUCCGCAGGAGGCUGCUGCCUACAUGAAGUCCAACAUCUAUUUUGCGUUCAAAUGCAUUUACGGUGAUGACCAGUCCUACUUGCAAAAUGCCAACUACUUGGUGAUUAAUCGAGGACAUAUGGUGGCUUCCGCGGACUUCCUGUUCACGGACCAGAUGGGCAGUACUUUCCGCUAUCUGAAUGUGGUGCCGCAAUUCAAGUCAAUUAACGAUGGCAAUUGGGAGAAAAUUGAGAGAUGGGUGCGCAGUCAGAUCCCGAAGUCGUCCUAUUUCCGGGUCAAGUCCGGCGGAAUUGGCAUCUUGACAUUGCCAGACACCAGGGGCUUCCUUCAGUCGGCUUUCCUCGCCGGCUCCAAGAUCCCGGUUCCCGAGUGGACCUACAAAGCGGUACGGGAUGCCACCGGCAAUGGGCUGUACGUAUUCCUCACUUACAAUAGUACCUUCCAAAUGGAGAAGCCCCCGUGUCUGGCUAUUUGUUACCCAGUUAAUUGUCCCAUUCACCUCCCGAAUAACCCGAACGAUGGCUACACCUUCUGUUGCGAUCCCAAGCGGUUCCCAUAUUAAAGAAGGAGAAGCAUUUAUGCAUAUUUUAUCUAGGUACUGCUCGAAAAUAAACCCACGUAAUAAUCGUCGGCUAAAUAAUUCAGUAUUUUUGCUCAACAUACGCACAUAUGUAAGCUGAAAAUUGCGAAAGUGCAUCAACAAAUGACAUACACUGCACAAAAAUCAUAUAAAUUUCAAUGAAUAUAUAUUUUACAUCUCUUUAUAAGGAGUGAAAAUUAGAAAGAGUCAAAUCAGACGGUCAAAUAAAAAAUCGUAUUAUUUUAAAAUC
Molecule: messenger RNA, 1490 nt
Organism: Drosophila melanogaster (fruit fly)
Lineage: Eukaryota; Metazoa; Arthropoda; Insecta; Diptera; Drosophilidae
Exons: 3
Coding region: 152-1222 (356 amino acids)
Molecular function (GO): hydrolase activity; metal ion binding; nucleic acid binding
Source: RefSeq, marked reviewed